AAUUGCGUUUCUCCGCAGUGACGCGUAUGCCUUCAUAUGGCUUUCCUCGUCAGUGAAACGCAUUCCGCUCUGCUCAAUAAAAUUUUUCUUCUAUAUUGAUUUAAAAAAAAAAAAAAAAAAAAAAAAAUUUUAUGUGAAAAAAAAAUUGUGAUAUAUUUUUUUUUAAAUUUAUAAAAAUUAUUUUAUACAAAAAAAAAAAACACGGUUGAGAAAAUAAUAAAUUGUAGAAGGGAAAUUUUUGUUUUCAAAAAUUCAAACACGUGCUCUCUACUACUUGGCCGCCAUGUUCGAUACGGAAAGAUUUAUCAGCGAGAUUGAAAAACGUCCUGCAAUUUAUAAUACUAAUUGCGAUGAAUAUAAUGAUAGAACGGCAAAAUUGGCAGCUUGGGACGAGGUUUGUCAAGUGAUGAUACGUAACUGGCCAACACUCUCAGACGAGGAACGCAUUGUCGAAGAAAAGAAUCUAAGAGGAAAGUGGCGAAAUAUACGUGAUUAUUUCAUGAAAGAAUUGAAAGUUCAAAAUUUAAAAAACCUCGCUGGAUCAGCAGGCCGGAAACGGAAGCGUUACACCUAUUUUGAUCAGCUACAAUUUUUGAUGCCAUCCAUUGAGAACAAGCAGAGGUACUCGUACCAAGUACCUCAACUAUUAAAUAAAAGAGAGAACAAUUAUGUAAAUCAUUGUAAAACUGAGGAGAGUGAAGGAGAAGCCGAUAAUCCUGUAUUUGAUGACUAUGAGAUGUCGGGAAAUGAAGCUGGCACGUCAAAGGAUUACGUUCAAGCUGUCAACUCGUCAGGAAACUAUAGACUAUUACCAGUUCGAUAUUCGAAACCAAUGUGCGAAACUUCUAUUGCUCCUUUUGAUAACGAGUUUCAAGACAUGAUAUCGAACAAUGGCCAACGUUCAAUGAUUGAAGAAGAAGAUUAUGAUAAGAUGUUUCUACUCUCGUUACUUCCCAUUCUUCGACAAAUCCCGGAAAAUAAGAAAUUGGACGUGAGAAUACAGAUGCAACAGAUUUUAGCCGCUGUUCUUUAUCCAUCCGACAGUAAAUAAAUCCGAAUUUUUUUUUUCUUUCUUCAUUUUAUAAAAAUAGAAUUUUUUUUUCUCGAUACAUUAAUGAGAUUUUUUUUUCUUUUUUCUUUAAUCAUUGACAAUUUUUAUACUAUUUCAUUUUCAAAAAUAUAAAUUAAUUUUUUUCUAAGCCAUCAAGUUUUUUUUUGGUAAAAAAAAAGAAUUGAAACUCCAAUCGAAAUUCUCGAGCGAUUUCAAAAAUUCAUUUUCAAUAAUUUUUCAUUUAAAAUUUAGAUUUUUUUAAAAAAAAAUUUUGUAUUAUUUGAAAUAAUAAUAUAAAUAUUGAAAGUCAAUUUUUUAGCCAAGGGAUUUCUUUGUGAUAUAAAUGUUAAAAGUUGUAACCAGACUUAUAAAUAUAAAAAGUGAUAAGAAAUGUUGAAGCCUAAAAGAAAUGAUUUUACUAUCAGACAAGAGUUUUGUUAAACUUAUAUAUAUAUUCACAAAAACGUUACCAAUUUUUGUAUAAAAAAAAUAAGAUAACUAAACUUGUUAUACAAUAAUAUAAGGUAAAAUUUAAUCACAAUUUGAAAAAAAAAAAAUGACAAAAUGUAAAAAAAUAAGUAAAAUAUGUACAUUUGUAAGUCGAUUUAUAUAAUGUAUAAUUACCACAUACCUCAUACUUUGUAUAUUAAUGAAUAUUAAAG
Messenger RNA from Leptopilina boulardi, 1713 nucleotides. RefSeq lists its product as uncharacterized. Gene Ontology annotation, molecular function: DNA binding. Gene Ontology annotation, cellular component: nucleus; transcription regulator complex. The record is from RefSeq and is a predicted model, not a curated record. The coding region runs from base 284 to 1051 and encodes 255 amino acids. NCBI's taxonomy places the organism in Eukaryota, Metazoa, Arthropoda, Insecta, Hymenoptera, Figitidae. The transcript has 3 exons. Gene Ontology annotation, biological process: regulation of transcription by RNA polymerase II.